CGUUGCGACAAGAGAAAGAACAACGAAAGAAUUACGAAAAUAUCGCACAAGGGUGGAAUAUAUGCUGUGGGCGUCCCCCAAAAAAACGGGGGCACUUGAUAGUUGCUGAAAUUGGGCGCAUCGCAAGCAAAUAUCAAUCGUCAUCGUGUGGUAAACCAACGUCGCUGUUAAGUCGUGGUGGUAGUGACGCGAACCUGGUUGCGAUUGAAAUCGGGCAGCCACAACAGAAUUUGCUUCAGCAAAAGUCUUCCGUCCUCGACGAGAAUAGUCAGUACAUCGAACAACAACAUAUUUCUGCUCGAAAUUCGUUUGUGGAUAUAUCAAUUAAAUUACCAUCGGAAGUAACCUCGACGGCGGAAGCCGCCUCCGAGGUACCCGGCGCAAUCAAGACGACCAUCAAUAUCGGCAUUGCGAUGAACCACGUUAACGACCAGAAAAACCUUAAACAGCUCGACCUGGCACCAGUUCAGUUCAAUGAAAUCGAAGAAAUGGACACGCAAGAAGAAACACCAAAUGAUGGUGGAGGAGAUGGCAAUGAUACUAGUCCUAUGAAUGGAGAAUCGGAAUUAGGUUGUAUAGUCCAAGACCAAGAAAUGCAGGAAGACGAAGCAAGAUCGGAAGCAACAUUUCGCUACACAGUAGAAAAUGUUUCUAAAAUGAAAGAUACACAAUUGUCGCCGCCAUGUUACGUUCGCAAUUUGCCAUGGAAAAUAAUGAUAAUGCCAAGGUCAAGUCAAGCACAAGAAAGACCAGUUCAAAGAUCGCUUGGUUUUUUUCUUCAAUGUAACGGGGAAAGUGAAUCAGCAUCGUGGAGUUGUUAUGCUGUUGCAGAUCUUCGAUUACUUUCUUGUAAGGAAGGACAGGAACCAUUUAGCAGAAAGAUUCAACACCUAUUCUAUAGUAAAGAGAAUGAUUGGGGAUUCAGUCAUUUUAUGACAUUGCAGGAUGUCCUGGAUCCUGAUAAAGGUUUUAUUAAAGAUGAUUCUAUUACACUUGAGGUUCAUGUGAUGGCUGAUGCUCCACAUGGUGUCAGUUGGGAUAGUAAAAAACAUACGGGAUUUGUAGGUUUAAAAAAUCAAGGUGCUACAUGUUACAUGAAUUCUUUGCUUCAAACUUUGUAUUUUACCAAUCAGUUACGCAAAGCAGUCUACAAAAUGCCAACAGAAAGCGAUGAUUCUAGUAAGAGCGUUGCUUUGGCUUUACAAAGGGUCUUUCAUGAAUUACAAUUUUCUGAUAAGCCAGUAGGUACAAAAAAACUAACCAAAAGUUUUGGUUGGGAAACAUUGGAUUCUUUCAUGCAGCAUGAUGUACAAGAAUUUUUACGAGUGCUUUUAGAUAAGUUGGAAAGUAAAAUGAAAGGAACAUGUGUUGAGGGUACAGUACCGAAAUUAUUUGAGGGCAAAAUGGUGUCAUUUAUUAAAUGUAAAAAUAUUGAUUACAAAUCAACCAGAGUUGAAACUUUCUAUGAUAUACAGUUAAAUAUAAAGGGCAAGAAAAAUAUUUAUGAAUCUUUUAAUGACUAUGUAAGCACUGAAAGUUUGGACGGUGAUAAUAAGUAUGACGCGGGAGAACAUGGAUUACAGGAAGCAGAAAAAGGUGUUAUCUUUUCAUCAUUUCCACCAGUUUUACAUUUGCAUUUAAUGCGAUUUCAAUAUGAUCCAGUUACAGAUUGUUCUGUCAAAUUUAAUGACAGGUUUGAAUUCUAUGAUAAAAUAAGUCUUGGCAAAUAUUUACAAAAUAAAGAAGCAACAAGUGCAGAUUAUACAUUGCAUGCAGUCUUAGUUCACAGUGGAGAUAAUCAUGGUGGACAUUAUGUUGUAUUUAUCAAUCCAGCGGGUGAUGGAAAAUGGUGUAAAUUCGACGAUGAUGUCGUCUCGAAGUGUACAAAGCAGGAAGCCAUUGAACAUAAUUACGGUGGUCAAGAUGAGGACAUAUCUAUGGCUGUGAAACACUGUACGAACGCCUAUAUGUUGGUGUACAUAAGGAAUUCUGAGUUGGAAAACGUCUUGCAAGAAGUAAAGGAAGAGGAUAUACCUCAAGAGCUGGUGGAGAGGCUGCAAGAGGAGAAGAGGCUGGAACAAAUAAGAAGAAAGGAAAGAACAGAAGCAUACUUGUAUAUAACCGUCAACGUCCUUCUUGAGGAUAACUUUGACGGUCACCAAGGAAAUGACUUGUAUGAUCCAGAGCAUGCUUUGUAUCGUGUAUUUCGCGUACGUAAGCAGUGUACCUUGCACGAGUUUCUCGAAUUGCUGAGUGAUAGCUUGAAAUAUCCAGUAGAGAAAAUUCGUUUAUGGCCACUGAACGUACGUUCGAACCAGACCUGUAGACCGAUGCCACUUGAACUAGAAAUUGAUCUGCAGAGAUCCAUUUAUCAAUGCUCAGAGAAUCCAAAUGUUUGGAACGUGUUUGUCGAACUUGUUCCUCCAGAUUCAGAUUUAAGAGCAUUACCACCUUUCGAUAAGGAUACCGAUGUUUUAUUAUUUUUUAAAUUGUAUGAUCCUAAUAACAAGAAAAUUCAUUAUUGUGGCCAUCAUUAUAUGCCUGUCACAUCUAAAGUCCAGGAACUUAUACCAAUUUUAAAUGAAAGAGCUGGAUUCCCGCCGGAUACAGAAUUAGUACUUUAUGAAGAAAUCAAACCGAACUUGGUAGAAAAGAUAGAUAACUUAGCAGAGCCAUUAGAAAAAGUCCUGGAAGAAUUAAUGGAUGGAGAUAUCAUCGUUUUUCAAAAAGAAGGUGAUAAUCAAGUCUACGAACUUCCAACAUGUAAAGAAUAUUUCAAGGACUUGUUCCAUAGAGUAGAGGUAACAUUUUUUGAUAAAACAAUUCCUAAUGAUCCAGGCUUUACAAUGGAACUUUCAUUGAGAAUGACAUACGAUCAAAUGGCAAAAGCUGUGGCACAAAGGGUUGGCACAGAUCCAUAUCUUCUGCAGUUCUUUAAGUGUCAAAAUUACAAAGAUUCACCUGGACAUCCAUUAAAAUGUACAUUCGAAGGUUCGCUUAAAGAUUUGGUUUCUUUUGGUAAACCGAAAGCGAAGAAAUUGUACUAUCAGCAGCUCAGUAUUAGAGUAAAUGAGCUUGAAAACAAAAAGCAAUUUAAAUGUAUAUGGGUUGGUCCAUCUCUUAAAGAAGAGAAGGAAAUCAUUCUUUAUCCUAAUAAAAAUGGAACUGUGGCUACUUUGCUCGAAGAAGCUAAGAAACAAGUGGAAUUGUCAGAAAAUGGAUCUGGAAAGUUGAGGAUACUAGAGAUCAAUUGUAGUAAACUUUCGCCUGGACCAAAAGACGAAGUACCCCUAGAUAACUUAAAUACAUCAGGCACAAAAUUAUACAGGAUAGAAGAAGUUCCAAACGAUGAGUUAAAUUUAGCAGAAGAUGAAAUGUUGAUUCCCGUUGCACACUUUCACAAGGAUGUUUUCUCAACAUUUGGUAUUCCCUUUUUCUUUAAAAUUAAGCAUGGUGAACCUUUCCCAAAAAUGAAGGAAAGAUUAUUGAAGAAAUUAGGAGUACAAGAAAAAGAAUUCGAAAAGUUUAAGUUCGCGGUGGUGACAAUGGGUAAACCUCACUUUAUUAUGGAUUCGCCAGGAUACAUUGUUGAUCUUGCUGACUUCCAGACUCAUCCAAACCAGAUUUAUCCACUUUUAAAAGCAGGCACAUCGCCACAGAGGCCUUGGCUUGGUUUGGAACACGUCAACAAAGCGCCAAAGCGUUCUCGCAUCAACUACCUCGAAAAGGCCAUUAAAAUUUACAAUUAAAUUUUCAUCAUACGAAGAGGAAUAAAAUUAGGCAGCCACUCAUAUAAUUUAUACAACUUUAUAGUAAGAAAGCGACGUCUGACACAAAAUGGAAAUGCGUUUAUGUUUUCGGUUCUUCAGCCAGGUUGUGCGCGGUUUUAAUAUUAUGACAUGUUAACGAAAGGUAAAUCUAUGCUUUGUAUACGAUGGAUUAAGAGAGUGUAAUGAACAUGUAAUGAUACUUUGUGCAUCAUGGAACUUCUCCCUUUCGAAUCGACAGGGAUUUUACGUAGUGGCUGGAUCGAUGGUACUACGUCGAUUUCACUGUGCAUCAACAACGGAUUAGAAACUUCUAUCUGUGAAAUCAAUUUUUGUAUUUAUAACUAUUUUGCCGCAUUAUGGCAAUCGUUUAAAAAGUAUUUUCGAAGACAGUGUUUUGAAUGCAUUCAAUUCUAUCAAGAGCAAGAAUUUCUUUAAAUACGUAUUUCAUUACGAAUGUAAUUAUGGAUUGCAACUGCAGAAUGAAGAGAGCUCAAGUAAGGAAACAAAGAGGUAUUUAUAAAUGUAGCAUAAUAUUCAUUUUAUAGAAAGGCUCAUUUUUUUCGAAAUUUUGGUUAUUUGAUCCUGCCACGUAAAAUCUUUGUGUUGAUUUAAUAAGAUCCAAAGUGAUGCCUAUAUAUUGUUCUACAUGAUGUAAUACUUAACGCUCACUAUCAGAGAAGAAUUGUCUACAUAUACCUGUUUUAUAUUAUAUUCAGGAUGUUUGAAACGCAGACUUACAGUUAACCUGUAAUCUUACAUGCUGCACACUGUGGUAUUUUUUACGAAAAAAUAAAUGUUAACAUUUUGUUCAUAACAGCUCAUUUCUUAUAAUAUGCAUUUUUGUUUGUACAUUAAAAUAUCGUUGUCGAUCCUUAAUUUAAAAGCAAUCUAAACAAAGAAUUGUUGUCCAUUGUUAUAUCAAAAUUUACUAUAAAACACCAAUUAGGGUGAUUUAUUAGUAAAAUUUUCUGAAUUGCCUUCCAAACACCCUGGAAUUUUUUGCGUUUGAAUAUAUUCUUUUCUGUGUGUGUUUUAUACGCCUAUUCCUAUAUAUUUUACCGAGACUAUAAAAUUUUGCAAAUAUGUAACAGUAGACUAACAUAUUAAUGAGGCAGAAUUUUAAUUUAAAAAGAAAAGAAAGCGUCGAGCAUAGUAAAUGUUUAACUCGUCGCGCAUUGAAUGUAAGUAACUAUAUUAAAAAUACAGA
This is a messenger RNA of Colletes gigas, 4977 nucleotides long. RefSeq names its product ubiquitin carboxyl-terminal hydrolase 7 (gene Usp7). NCBI's taxonomy places the organism in Eukaryota, Metazoa, Arthropoda, Insecta, Hymenoptera, Colletidae. The coding region runs from base 414 to 3749 and encodes 1111 amino acids. The record is from RefSeq and is a predicted model, not a curated record. The transcript has 18 exons. Gene Ontology annotation, molecular function: protein binding; cysteine-type endopeptidase activity; cysteine-type deubiquitinase activity. Gene Ontology annotation, cellular component: nucleus; cytosol. Gene Ontology annotation, biological process: protein deubiquitination; regulation of protein stability.